ACACCCAAACAGCAUCAAACAAAGAAGGCAACACUAAUGGGAAGGAAAAACCGGAUAGCUUUUCCAGUCAUGGCAUGGGGGAUCAGGAACCGUUUUCAUUCCCUUACGGCCAUCCUUGUCGCCGUCUUCGUCAUUUCCGUUAUCUACCUUACCGGAAAGAACAACGUGCAAUCGUCUGACAGUCUUGCGACAUCUCAAUGUAAUUUGCUUUCCGGCAACCUCACAGGAAAGAACAACAACGUGGCGUCUUCUGACAGUCUUGUGAUACAUGAGAAUUCCAGUGACUCGCCGUCCCAAUGCGAUUUAUUUUCCGGCGAAUGGGUUUACGAUAACUCGUCCUACCCUCUAUACACCUGGGAGCAAUGCUCUUACAUUUCAGAUCAAGUGGCUUGCGAGAAGUUUGGGAGAAAGGAUACAAAGUAUCAGAAUUGGAGGUGGCAACCACAUCAAUGUAACCUUCCAAGGUUCAAUGCCACAGCAUUGCUGGAGAUGUUGAGGGGGAAAAGGCUUAUUUAUGUUGGGGAUUCCCUUAACAGAGGUCAAUGGGUAUCUAUGGUUUGCCUCUUAGAGUCUUCAAUCCCUGCCUCACAGAAGGCCAUGGACUGGAGCGGGCAGGAUGGCUCUAUCAUCACCUUCACGGCCAAGGAGUACGAUGCAUCUAUCGCGUUCUAUUGGGCUCCUCUUUUGCUGGAAUCCAAUUCGGACCAUCCAUUUAACCAUCGUCUAUCUGACCGAUUCGUCAGAAUCCAAGCAAUCGAGAGGCACGCCAGAUACUGGACAGACGCAGACGUACUGGUCUUUAACUCCUAUCUUUGGUGGAGAAGACCCAAAAUGAAGCUUUUGUGGGGCUCUUUUGAUAGUUCCGACGGAAUUUACAAAGAGGUAGAGAUGCUGCGCAGCUAUGAAAUGGCACUGAAGACGUGGUCGGAUUGGGUUGAAAUCCAUGUGAACCAUACCAAGACCAAAUUAUUCUUCGCGAGCUUGUCGCCCACACACUUGUGGAAUUAUGAGUGGAGCAAUGCAAAGGAGGGGGAGGGGAACUGUUACAAUGAGACGGAGCCCAUAACAAAACAAGGACACUGGGGUGGAGGAUCAGAUUCGAGGAUGAUGCGGUUAGUGGAAUCGGCGGUCAAGGAGUUGGAGGGGAGAGGAGUGACAGUGCAGAUACUGAAUAUUACACAGAUGUCGGAGUACCGGAAAGAAGCCCACCCUUCUAUAUACAAGAAACAAUGGGAGCCUAUCACUCAGGAGCAACUCUCCAAUCCCACAUCCUACGCGGACUGCAUGCAUUGGUGCCUUCCCGGUGUACCAGAUGCCUGGAAUGAGAUCCUCUACGCCCUUCUUCUUCAUCCUUCUUCUUCUUCUAACUCAUCUUCAUCUUCUUCUUCUUCUUCUUCUUUUUCUUCUUAGGAGAAUUCAUCUGUUGAACAUAACCCAACCAAAACU
Telopea speciosissima is the source of this 1446-nucleotide messenger RNA. Its product is annotated as protein trichome birefringence-like 34. The record is from RefSeq and is a predicted model, not a curated record. The coding region runs from base 37 to 1410 and encodes 457 amino acids. Lineage: Eukaryota; Viridiplantae; Streptophyta; Magnoliopsida; Proteales; Proteaceae. Gene Ontology annotation, molecular function: O-acetyltransferase activity. Gene Ontology annotation, cellular component: Golgi apparatus. The transcript has 5 exons.